Molecule: messenger RNA, 1987 nt
Organism: Oncorhynchus masou masou (cherry salmon)
Lineage: Eukaryota; Metazoa; Chordata; Actinopteri; Salmoniformes; Salmonidae
Product: prohibitin-2-like
Exons: 10
Coding region: 223-1137 (304 amino acids)
Biological process (GO): mitochondrion organization
Cellular component (GO): mitochondrion; membrane
Source: RefSeq, a predicted model, not a curated record
GUAUGAGGCAUGGGGCACCUGUAUGCAAAUUAGAACUAAACAUUCAUGCAAAUUUUUGACUAAGCCACUCAACACUUCAAUAAACCCGUGGGCAGACUAGCCUAGCCCACCACAUGUCAGUUAUAUCAUUUUAGCUGCAGUGAACUUCAAUUCCCAGAAAGCCUUUCGCCUGAAUGAGUAAAGUUGUCUGUGACGACCUUGGAUAUCGACUGCACUGCAAGCAUGGCGAAUAAAGAGCCCAGCCGCUUCCUGACACAUCUGCGGGACCUGGCCGGUCGUAUGUCUGGUGCGGGGGGCAAGGGAGCAGGGAUAGGUCUCAAGCUGCUCAUUGGUGCUGGAGCUCUGGCCUAUGGCGUCAAAGAGGCUACAUUCACGGUGGAUGGAGGUCAAAGAGCGAUCAUCUUCAACAGAAUUGGGGGGAUGCAGAUGGACACAGUGUUGGCUGAGGGACUGCACUUCAGGUUACCAUGGAUCCAGUACCCAAUAAUCUAUGACAUCAGAGCCAGGCCCAGGAAGAUCGCUUCACUAACUGGAAGUAAAGAUCUGCAGAUGAUAAACAUUGGUCUGCGUGUGCUGUCUCGUCCCGUGGCCGCCAACCUGCCUGCCAUGUACCAGCAGCUGGGGAAAGACUAUGACGAGAGAGUACUACCCUCCAUUGUCAACGAGGUGCUAAAGAGCGUGGUGGCCAAGUUCAAUGCCUCACAGCUCAUUACUCAGAGAGCACAGGUGUCCUUGUUGAUUCGCCGGGAGCUGUUUGAGAGAGCCAAAGACUUCAACAUCAUCCUGGACGAUGUGGCCAUCACAGAGCUGAGCUUCAGCAGGGAGUACACUGCUGCCGUAGAGGCCAAACAAGUUGCCCAACAGGAGGCCCAGAGAGCCCAGUUCUACGUGGAGAAAGCCAAACAGGACCAGAGACACAAGAUUAUUCAGGCAGAGGGAGAGGCAGAGGCUGCCAAGAUGUUGGGACAAGCAGUGACGAAGAAUCCUGGAUACCUGAAGCUUCGCCGAAUCAGAGCUGCCCAGGCCAUUGCUAAGACGGUGGCAACGUCCCAGAACAAGGUGUACCUUUCCGCCGACAACCUGGUCCUCAACCUUCAAGACGACUCUUUUAACAAUCUAUCACUGGGAAAGAAGUAGGCUUUUGAGAGGCCUCUAGCAUUCCACCGGUCUGAGGCUACAUCUGCUGCUGUCUGUCCACCUGCCUGUUAAUCUGAUUGUAACCAAGUGGUUUACCAUCUCUCUGAAGAAGACUCUGUGCAGUAAACCUCUGGGACUAGUGGUGUAUAUCUGACAUGGCUAGGUGCAGAUGGAACCUGCAGGGGUGAUGUCAUAUUGGGAUUUGGAGUCAAUAGUGUUUUGUGGAAUCGAACCAAAUGGCACUCGUCUAUAACAACGUAAUCAGGUGCUUCGUUAACAAUAAGCUGUGUAGGUGAUGCUGAAGGAAUCCUACUUGUUCUGUCUAAUCCCUAGAUGUGUUUGUGUACAUGUGUUGAAAACAGCAGGACUAGGCUCUUGGGCUGCGUUUAGACAGGCAGCCCAAUUCUGAUCAAUUUUUUUAUAUAUUUUUUUACUAAUUGGUCUUUCGAUUAAUCAGAUCAGCUCUGAAAAGGAUCUGGUGUGAUUGGUCAAAAGUCUAAUUGGUAGACCAAAUAUCUGAAUUGGGCUGCUGUUCUAAACUCAGCCUUGGCGCAUCAGAUGUUUAAUAAUGACUUAAGUCCUCUUUGUUUUCUAUGAAACUACUGCUGGGACUAGCUGCCCUCGUUGUGUUAAAUGACGGCCAUGUUAUUUGAUACACGACCAUAUUAUCUGAUGCAGCUCUGCUGGGGAAAGGUACUACUCCUCGUGGCGAUCAAGGGUCUGCCAAAAUGAUUCCAUCCACUAGUUUGGAGCUGACUGAAAAGGCUUUGCCCUUCUAAGUGUUAAUACAUUGUUCACUGUUGACGUGACUGAAAAUAAACAGGGACAGUACGUUUUAUUCCAAAAUCUU